Chiloscyllium plagiosum (whitespotted bambooshark) is the source of this 3578-nucleotide messenger RNA. It is a transcript of the gene rhcgb, whose product is annotated as Rh family C glycoprotein b. NCBI's taxonomy places the organism in Eukaryota, Metazoa, Chordata, Chondrichthyes, Orectolobiformes, Hemiscylliidae. Gene Ontology annotation, cellular component: plasma membrane. Gene Ontology annotation, molecular function: ammonium channel activity. Gene Ontology annotation, biological process: ammonium homeostasis; ammonium transmembrane transport. The record is from RefSeq and is a predicted model, not a curated record.
ACCCCACAAGGACCUACCCAACCAAACUGCGACUCAAUAGCCAAAGUGCUUUAGGUUUGUUUUCUUUUAAAUUGUGAUUUGUUUUUGAAUUCAUCAAUUUUCUGAGUGGCAAAUAAAGCACUUUGGGUCAGCCAGUCGGAUUUAAUUCUUUUGAUGGAAUGCAACUACAGUCUCCGCCUCCCUCUUCAGAAACUUUAAAUUUGCUGGGACCGUGAGUAGUUCUUCUCAAACCACCAGCACCCCCUCAUAUUGCAGGCUGCACCCCACGGUCUCCCCAAGCUGCUCCUUGGUUUACUCUACCUGGUCAUUGAAGAAUGAAGGACACAUUGAUGCGAUGGAAGUUGCCCAUAAUCUGCUUCAUCUGGCAGCUAGCAAUGAUUAUCCUCUUCGGGGUCUUCAUUCGAUACGACGAGGAAGCCAACGCUCAUUGGAAUGCCAUCAGAAGAAUUCGGAAUAUCACCAGCGCGUUGGAAAACGAUUUCUACUUCAGGUACCCCAGUUUCCAAGAUGUCCACGUGAUGAUUUUUGUGGGAUUCGGGUUCCUGAUGACCUUCCUGAAGAGAUACGGAUUUGGAAGUGUUGGAUUCAACUUCCUCAUUGCUUCAUUCAGCAUCCAAUGGGCUCUGCUGAUGCAGGGCUGGUUUCACUCCUUAGACUUUAGCGAUGGGAAAAUCAAAAUUGGUGUGGAAAGUCUGAUAAAUGCUGAUUUCUCUGCUGCCUCAGUGGCAAUCGCAUUUGGAGCUGUUAUUGGAAAAGUGAGUCCAGUCCAACUGCUGAUCAUGUCACUGUUUCAAGUAACUCUGUAUGCAGUGAACGAAUUUAUCAUCCUGACCGUUUUAGGGGCUAAAGAUGCUGGUGGUGCAAUGGUUAUCCAUGUUUUUGGUGCUUAUUUUGGACUGACAAUCACACGUAUCCUAUACAGGACAAAUUUGGAUCAAACGAAGAAUGAAUCAGUUUACCACUCUGACCUCUUCGCCAUGAUUGGUACUCUCUACCUCUGGAUGUUCUGGCCCAGUUUCAACUCAGCAAUUUCAAACCAUGGGGAUGCCCAACAUCGUGCUGUCAUCAACACCUAUUGCUCACUGGCAUCCAGUGUCCUCAUUGCCAUCGCCAUUUCCAGCCUCUUUGAGAAGAAGGGCAAAAUUGAUAUGGUUCAUGUUCAGAAUGCGACCCUUGCAGGAGGAGUGGCUCUAGGCACAGCUGCUGAAAUGAUGCUUACUCCCUACGGGUCACUGAUUGUUGGAGUUCUGUCAGGAGCCGUGUCAACAUUAGGUUUCAUCUUCCUCUCGCCACUCCUGGAAAAAUACCUUAAGAUACAAGAUACCUGUGGUAUCCACAACCUGCAUGGUAUGCCGGGCGUGAUGGGAGCCAUUGUUGGAGCUGUCACUGCUGCAGCCGCCACUGAAGGAGUGUAUGGCAGAGAAGGGUUAAUCGAGGCUUUUGGUUUUGAGGGGCGAUUUGCGGAUCGGACGCCGAGUGUCCAGGGAGGUUAUCAGGCUGCGGCUCUGUGUGUCACACUCCUUCUGAGUGUGGGUGGGGGAGCUGUUGUAGGUUUCAUUCUGAAGUUGCCAUUCUGGGGUGAUCCAUCAGAUGAAAACUGCUUUGAAGAUGAGGUGUACUGGAAGGUGCCAGUGGAUGAAGAAGCUCCAUUGUGCAAUGUUCACUAUGAAAACAACGAACUUAAAAAGCCUAAUUCAAAUGGAGACACCCAACAAUAAGCCUGUUUUACUUCGUUUGUCAUGAAGACAUAUGGAGAGUAUUUGCCGGAGACUUCUGUGCUGUUUGUAACUGAGCUACAAGUAAAAACAGCACCAUCAAUGAACUGACUCAGAAUUGUGCAAUAUGUUUUCCCUUUCAACCCUAUAUGAAAGCCUCUGGUGGUGGAAUCCUUUGAGAUCCUCUCGUGAUAACCUGGUGGGGAUCAGGAUCAUAUCCAACUUUUCAUCUAGUCCUACCGAGAACAUCAGCUAUCACCUUAGGGCUGUGCUAAGUCUUAAAACGAUUAUGGUUUUAAGGACGGAUCCGUUCAGGUCAAGGGCACCAACGUAGACACCGACUCUCACCAGCAACUCUCCUGCCUGGUUGUUUGAUUUUGUAAUUUUGCAUUGGUCUUUCCCCCUCACCUUCCCUGAAGGUGAUCACUUUGCUGCAACUCAUUAGUCCCACAGGGUAUGACAGGAAUGCCUUUCACUAUGCACCUGAAAGACCCCACAGCCAUUAAAGUUUUCCUUUUUAAGAGGUACAUUCACUGUUGAAAUAUUAACCAUCCUACUUAACACCACGAUUAAGCCUCAUUUUAGUGUCGGUCAAAUUCCAUACACACUGAGGUGGAGAGGUGUAAUGCCACCUAUUAUUGUUGAAGGUAUGAUGGUGGUGUCCUGACCUCACAGGCCUAAAUUCAAGUACCUCCUGCUCCACUGUUGUGUAAUAAUAUCUCUAAAUAAGUUGAUUAGAAAAUAUCUUGGGGGUGAUAAGACAUGGACGGGCUGAUUUGCACCUCCUUGGGAUACCUUGCCCAUUCUGCUUAAAGCCAGUCAUUUAACUCUUGUAUUCCAUUGGGUGUCAAUGGAUAAUGAUCCAGGGAAAGGACACUUGUUGGAUUGUAGUCCUUCUCUACCCAGUUCAGACUACAAAAGCCUGUUGCACUUCAGCUGGUCUGAAAAGGGUCAACUGACUCAGCACCAAGCCAGGUCCACAAACCUGAGAAUUUUCUACUCAAUUUAACUGCAUUCCUCUCCAUCUACCCACUCACUAUUUGGCAACAAAAGACCAGAUUUCUCUUAUUAUUCAGUUCUUUGUGCUCCUGGGAUAGAUGCAAAUCAUUGUUAUUUGGUAACUGAGCUUGUCUAUGCCAUAGCAGUCCUGCAUCUCUCGAGCCUGGAACUUCUUGGUUGGCAUUGCGUAAAUUACACCAAAUUUAUGCCAGGCACUGUAGCAGUCUUGCCAAUAGAAACACAUAUCCUGAAUUUCCCACUGGGCUCUUUAUUAUCAGAUCCACCACAAAGCAAGAAGCAUCUAAACAGAACAGACUUACCUUCAAAUUAUAUUCAAAAUCUCCAGAUGUUGGAGAGUCACAUUUAACCUUUGUGAGUAUUUCUCUGGUCGGAACAGCAAGGAAGAGGGAGGCACAGUGGCUGUUGCCAGAUGAGGGAGGCCUGAUGUGGAGGAGAAUUUCUGCUCCUGUUCUGCGUUUAUACCCUCAUCCCUCAGCCGUGAGUGUCCGAUCUGCAUAGACCCCUGUUAGUAAGCAAAUCAAAGCAUUGAUUAAUGGCCAGGGGUCUCCAAACAACACUGAACUGGUGGAGGGGCCUGAUGUGGUGCACUGGCGAUGUCCAUACCCCUAAGCCAGGUUCAAGUCCCACCUGAUCCAAGGUGCAUAAUACCAUCUCUGAACAGCUUGGUUCAAAAAAUAUCCAUUAUGGGCCAAAUGGUCUCCUGCGCUGUAACAUUCUGUGAUUACGGAUGCACUUUGAUAAACGAAAUAGCUGUUACGCAUCUACACACUAACAUAUUUCAUUCUGUGCCCUUUUUCCUUUAAACAAAUGAAUAUAGCACAAAUAAAAUGGAUGUUCACCAUG